Messenger RNA from Perognathus longimembris pacificus (Pacific pocket mouse), 939 nucleotides. RefSeq names its product olfactory receptor 5AS1-like. NCBI's taxonomy places the organism in Eukaryota, Metazoa, Chordata, Mammalia, Rodentia, Heteromyidae. Gene Ontology annotation, cellular component: membrane. Gene Ontology annotation, biological process: sensory perception of smell; G protein-coupled receptor signaling pathway. Gene Ontology annotation, molecular function: odorant binding; olfactory receptor activity; G protein-coupled receptor activity. The coding region runs from base 1 to 939 and encodes 312 amino acids. The transcript has a single exon. The record is from RefSeq and is a predicted model, not a curated record.
AUGUCAGGGCAAAACUACUCCAGGCCUACCGAGUUCCUGUUUGUUGGCUUCACAGAUUCUCUCCCUCUCAGAGUCACGCUGUUCUUCAUAUUCCUCACCGUCUACUCUUUAACUGUGGUGGGAAACAUGGGCUUAAUCAUUCUAGUGAAUACAGUUUCAAGCCUACAAACCCCUAUGUAUUACUUCCUUGGCAACUUGUCUUUCCUAGACAUCAGUUACUCCACAGCAAUCGCCCCCAAAAUGCUGGCCAACUUCUUGGCUUCCAGAAGGAGCAUCUCUUUCUAUGGCUGCGUGGUGCAGAUGCUUUUCUUCGCUUGCUUUGCAGACGCCGAGUGCCUCAUCCUGGCCGCGAUGGCCUAUGACCGGUACGCGGCCAUCUGCAGCCCCCUGCUCUACUCCAAGCUGGUGUCUCGCCGCGUCUGCCUGGGCCUCAUUGUGCUGGCCUAUUUCUGUGGCAGUGUCACUUCGCUGGUGCACGUCUCGCUCACCUUUCGGCUUCCCUUCUGUGCUUCCAACGUGGUCAAUCAUUUUUUCUGUGACAUCCCUCCCCUCCUGGCUCUGGCCUGCUCAGACACCCACCUCAAUGAGCUGCUGCUCUUUGCGUUAUGCGGCACCAUCCAGAUCAGCACUUUCGUAGUCAUAUUCAUCUCCUAUGUCCGCAUCUUUCUAACCGUGCUGAGCAUCAAGUCCUCAGGAGGCAGGAGCAAAACCUUCUCCACCUGCGCAUCCCACCUGACAGCCGUCACUUUGUUCUAUGGGACCCUGCUGUUCACGUACUUGCGCCCCACCACCAGCUAUGGCCCGGACAGUGAUAAGGUCGUGGCAGUGUUUUACACUGUUGUCUUUCCUAUGUUUAACCCAAUGAUUUAUAGCUUCAGGAACAAGGACGUGAAGAAUGCCCUUAAAAAGCUUUUUGAAAGAAAAUGGAUUUUCAAAUGA